AUGACUUUAUAUAUAGUAUCAGAAAUAAAUGGUGGUUUGAUAUAGAAUACUCGCUUACUUUAUUUAUUUAGUGUUGGAGACUUAAAAAGUCCUUUAAGUGAAAAAGUUUACUUUGAAACGAUUCAUUCAUAUAUGGUCAUGCUAAGUUUGAGCUCUAUGAAACAAUGA
Molecule: messenger RNA, 168 nt
Organism: Paramecium primaurelia
Lineage: Eukaryota; Ciliophora; Oligohymenophorea; Peniculida; Parameciidae
Source: the annotation of a GenBank genome assembly